Messenger RNA from Schistosoma mattheei, 626 nucleotides. Lineage: Eukaryota; Metazoa; Platyhelminthes; Trematoda; Strigeidida; Schistosomatidae. The record is from the annotation of a GenBank genome assembly.
AUGAGUAAUCCUUUUUCUAAGUACCCUAAAGAAUCUUGGUGGGCUUAUGCGGAUUACAUAUAUAUGAAUCAGUCACCUGAUUUUCAAGGUUUAGUCGAAGAUUUAUCGUUCCAAGAAUUGUUCCCGUUUCUAAAAAGUAAUAUCAGUCCAACAUUUUGGCUUGGAUCGUCUAAAGCUCAUACCAUUUGUCAUCGAGAUACCUACGGAGUUAAUCUGGUAGUACAAAUCAAAGGGUCCAAACGCUGGAUAUUAUUUCCACCUUCGGAUAGCCCACAUAUGUAUGAAACUCGAUUACCUUUAGAAGAAUCUACUGUUUUUAGCAAAGUUAAUUUCACAUUACCUAACUGCAAAAAACAUCCUCUCAUAUUAAAAACAACUCCUUAUCCUGUAACACUUUAUCCAGGAGAUAUUCUUUUUGUCCCAAGAAAUUGGUGGCAUUUUGUUGAAUCAUCAUCUGAAUAUGAUUUUACUUGUUCAGUAAACUUAUGGAUUGACCAACCUUCACUUGAUAAUAAAGCACGCCUUAGAGAAUGUCUCACACAAUUAGUCGGCUUCUCUUUGUUAUCUAAUUAUGAUCGUAGUGAUCAUAAAGUUUUAUUACAUCCAUCUGAACAAGCAACAUAUGA